AACAAACAAAUACACCCACACAUACGAACUUAUAUAUAUAUACGCAUCGCUGUGCGUUCUGGAAUUUUUUUUAACGUUGUGACCCUAAAAAAUGUCUGUUGAAAUCAGUCAAGAAGAUCACAGAAUGGUUGUUCAUAAUACUACAUACAGCUACCACACCGAUAAUUCGACGAUAUACUAUUUCAUGGACAACACGUCAUUCCUGUACCCAAAUCUUUCUCACUUGCCAUUCGCACCCGACGAAUAUGAGAGUCUAUCGAUCUCAACCAAUUCUGUGCCGUCACUUCGACCUCAAUUUUACAGCGUCGAACAUGCUAUAUCGACAUCCAUUAUAUUGGGACUUCUCAUUUUAGCGACAAUUAUCGGUAAUGUGUUUGUCAUUGCUGCAGUGUUACUGGAGAAAAAUCUACACAAUGUUGGCAACUAUUUAAUCAUAUCGUUGGCGGUAGCUGACCUGAUGGUCGCAUCACUUGUCAUGCCUCUCAGUGCCGUAAGUGAAAUCAGUAAAAUAUGGUUUCUGCAGAAAGAGGUAUGUGAUAUGUGGACCUCCUUCGACGUACUCUGUUGUACGGCUUCGAUCCUUCAUUUGGUAGCGAUAGCAAUGGAUCGUUACUGGGCUGUGACCAAUAUAGAAUACAUACGAAACCGGACGCAAAAACGGAUUAUUACCAUGAUUGUCCUUGUAUGGACAGUGGCCAUGUUUAUUUCGAUUCCACCGCUGUUCGGCUGGAAAGAAAUGCAAGACGAACCCGAUAUUCCUGAACGUUGUAUAAUCAGUCAAGAUCUAGGUUAUACCGUCUUCUCAACAGUUGGAGCCUUUUAUUUACCCAUGUUUAUCAUGAUGUUCAUUUAUUUACGUAUAUUCAUGGUGGCACGAUCGAGAAUCCGUAAGGAAAAAUUUGGCAAAAAGAAAACACCGAAAACAGACAGCAAAGAUCACACAACGGUGAGUUUGUUAUCGAAGUUGAAAGACACCAAGAAACACUCUAGUCAGGAAUCAAGCCCCGAAAAAGACGUCCAACAGCAACAGAACAAUCAUGUACACCAGCACGAGCAACAACAGCAGCUGCCGUUAGUCGAAGGAGAUGGCAACCUGUCAACGAUCAAAGUGAAAAAUGGUCACGUGGACGAAGCUCAUACGGUGAUGCUUCCGGUUGUCGAUCAAGCAGAAGCCGUCAGGCGAGAGAAAUUGAAAAACAAGGAGAAGUUAGAAAUCAAACGGGAGCGAAAAGCAGCGAGGACUUUGGCCAUAGUAACAGGGGCGUUUAUUGUGUGCUGGCUUCCAUUCUUUAUUAUUGCCUUGGUUCGUCCUUUCUUUAUGGAUGCGAUGGAGGUACCAGAGGUAGUGAUGAGUAUUGUGUUGUGGUUGGGUUACAUGAACAGCCUACUUAAUCCGGUCAUUUAUACCAUUUUCAGCCCCGAUUUCCGGAAUGCAUUUCAAAAAAUCUUAUUCGGAAAAUAUCGACGGAAUAAACCUAGAAAGAAUUUCUACUGAAAAAAAGAUCAAACACAAAGAAAAAAAAAACAUACACCUUUUUUUUUUGUUUUUCAAAAUAUUGUCUGUUUUCAUACUUUCCGUCUGUCCGUUUUCUCUGUCUUUAUUUCUUUCAGUGCUUGAACCAGUGACGUCCACGACGAGGUGACAGAGUCAUAAUGAUGUUGAUGAUAAAGAUGUUGUUAAUAAUGAUGAGGAUGAUGAUAAUAAUGAUUAUGAUGAUCAUGAUGAUCAUGAUGAUCAUGAUGAUGGAGGUGGUGAUGACUGGAGAUGACGUUUGUAAUAAGUGGUAGUGGUGGUGGUGUCGGUUGUAUUUCUGAUUAAUUAGCUUCAUAAUAUUUUGUGUUUGUUUGCCGAGAGAGAGAGAGAGAGAGAGAGAGAGAGAGAGCGAGAGAGAGAGAAAGAAAGGGAAAGAAAGAAACACAAAUAAAAAAAAUCUGCAGAAAAAAAAAACGAUAUUAAAACCAAAAGAAAAAAUAUACAAAAGAGGAAAAAUAUUAUUAAAAAAGAAAUUAAUUUUGAAAUAUAUAUAUAUAUAAUAUUUACCAGAAAAGUACAAAAAUAUCUCAAAAAACAAAAAAACAAUGAAAUCUGCUUUGUGAAGGGAUGUUGAGACGAUAAUGACUAACGAUGACAUUGGUGGUACGAUGAAGAUGAAGAUGAUGGUGAUGAUGAUGGAGUUCUCGUUGGUGAUGAUAUUAUCGUAAUGCUAGAAAAACGGUGAGGAUGAUGAUGAUGAGGAGGAGGAGGAAGACGAUGAUGACAUUAAUUGGGACACCGUGCGGAAGGCGGUUCAGUGGUGAUGGUCACGAUGUUGCUGGUGUUGAUGACAGUGCCAAGGUAAUGGCGGUAGUGAUUCAGUGUUUAUACCACGGUGAUGGUGAUGAUGAUAAUGAUGAUGAUGAUGAUGAUGAUGAUGAUGAUGAUGAUGAUGAUGACGAUGGUGAUGAUGGUGACGAUGAUGAUGGUGAUGAUGGUGAUGAUGACGAUGAUGGUGACGAGGAUGGUGAGGAUUGGUGAUAAGGAUGUUGGUGUUGAUGAUGAUUUCAAUCACAUUAUUCGUAAUGACAAUUAUAAUAAUCACAAUUGUUAUAAUGACAAUAAAAUGGUAAUAAU
This is a messenger RNA of Octopus sinensis (East Asian common octopus), 2611 nucleotides long. RefSeq names its product 5-hydroxytryptamine receptor-like. The transcript has a single exon. Gene Ontology annotation, biological process: adenylate cyclase-activating adrenergic receptor signaling pathway. Lineage: Eukaryota; Metazoa; Mollusca; Cephalopoda; Octopoda; Octopodidae. Gene Ontology annotation, molecular function: G protein-coupled amine receptor activity. The record is from RefSeq and is a predicted model, not a curated record. Bases 92 to 1495 code for a protein of 467 amino acids. Gene Ontology annotation, cellular component: membrane.